CAUACCCAGUUGUCAACAUGAAUGGUACAGAUGGAACUAAAGCUUCGAUUUCUUGUGAUAGUAACAGUGCGCCAUAUACACUGGCCUCUACGAUAUCCCAGGCGAGUUUCGUUAUUUUCAUUCUAAUUCUUGAUGUUUGCGGAAAUUGCUUAGUGAUCGGUGCUAUUUUACAUUAUCGGCGGCUUCGCACGGUGACAAACUAUUUCAUCAUCUCUUUGGCUGUGUCAGAUGUUCUCAUCGCCGCUCUUUCCAUGCCGUUUCGCAUUCACCACACACUGAACUAUAUGUGCUGGGAUCUAGGUCAGAUUCUUUGUGAAGUUUGGGUGUUCGUGGACCUACUGUGUUCCUGCGCGUCCAUAACAAACCUAAGCCUUAUCUCGAUCGACCGAUUCUUAGCGCUAAGUUUCCCACUGAGCUACAGGAGUAUUAUGACGAAAAGUAGAGGAUUUGCCGCCAUUACCUUCGUCUGGGGUUACUCUGGCCUCAUAGCAGCUUUAUCUUUCACGGGUUGGUCCCCUGACGCAGAAACGAUUUCUUCGAAUGAGUGCAAGAAAUCGGAUCCUUAUUAUUAUUUGUUCGCCAUAACUGCUGGUUUUUUCCUGCCUUUAACCAUUCUCGUUAUCAACUACUCAAUGGUUUUCAAGGUCGCCUUCACACAGGCCAAAAAACUGCAGCUGUUAAAAUCAGCGAGUGCGAUGGAGCCUGGCGAGAUAUCUGAGGCGGACAUUCGAAAGGACGCGCGCCAAAGCAUCGUAAAUAUUGGACGGACGGAGCGUAAACGUCGAAAAUCAAUCGUACGCGAACUGAAAGCCACUAAGACUCUCGCUAUCGUCAUCGGAACUUUCAUCGUUUGUUGGUUACCCUUCUUCAUUAUAAUGUUUAUAGUACAAUUUUGCGGGGACUGCUUGCUUAAGAUUCCUGAGAAAGGACGACAAUUUGUGGCGAUCGUUUUCGUUUACGUAUUACCUUUGCUGAACUCGGCCGUAAAUCCAAUUAUUUACUCGAGCUUUAACAGCGAUUUUAGAAAAUCUUUCAAGGAUAUUUUCAUUCGCAUUUGUGUCAUCCGAGGACGGGACAGUUACACGCAUAGAUCGACUUCAGGCGAUGAAGAUGUAUCUGUAGUGACAUUUUUUACCAGCAGAUUUGGUAAUGGAACAACCCCACAGAUUGUUAUUCAGGAGGCAAACUCGGCUUCAGAAGAGGGAGAUUCAGUGUAAUUAGAAUUCGGAAAUCUUAAAAGAGAAGUGAUACAACGUUCAAUAAGAAAAUUGCAUGGAACCCUAAAUAAGCAUCUAUCAUUUAACAUCGAGUCGCUAAUAAAUUGUUUUCUGCAUGAUUUUUCUUUGUUUAUGUGGUACACGCGCCAAAAGAAUGAAGUUUGCUUUUUCCUUGUCGCUCUCGCAGGGACAAAGCACUAUUGUAAUGAAUUGAGGAAAUGCUGCUUUGGUGACACGUCCAAGUGUCAUUAUAACGAAAGAACUCUCAAGUAAAUUGAAAUGUUAGCGAAUUUAGCUUUGUACCUCUCCGAAGCAUUUUUGCUUUUCAAAUUCAACGGGUAGGAAACAUUUUUUUAAUGAAAACGAUUUUCAGGAAUGUUUACAUUUAUUUAUUUAUUUAGAUAAUCUAAAUGUAAGGAAUAGGCAUUGCUAAAAGAAGCGUUUGCUUAGCGGCGAAACGAUAACGAAUUCAGUGAAAACAGUGUUAUGCUAAGUUCCCUCCGCAAAAUUUGCCCUUCGGUGUGCGAAUGGUUCUACUGGGAAUAAAGAAUUGCCACGAUAAAGUUUUAAGCAAAAUAAAGACGCAGGUUAUUUUUUUCGAACCCGCUUAGCAUAAAUAAUAAAUAAGGAGGAAAAAAAUUACCAG
This is a messenger RNA of Pocillopora meandrina, 1863 nucleotides long. Lineage: Eukaryota; Metazoa; Cnidaria; Anthozoa; Scleractinia; Pocilloporidae. The record is from the annotation of a GenBank genome assembly.